Molecule: messenger RNA, 939 nt
Organism: Monodelphis domestica (gray short-tailed opossum)
Lineage: Eukaryota; Metazoa; Chordata; Mammalia; Didelphimorphia; Didelphidae
Product: olfactory receptor 6C2-like
Biological process (GO): G protein-coupled receptor signaling pathway
Cellular component (GO): membrane
Molecular function (GO): G protein-coupled receptor activity; olfactory receptor activity
Source: RefSeq, a predicted model, not a curated record
AUGAGAAAUCACACAGGAAUAACACUAUUCAUUUUGAGCGGACUGACGGAUGAUCCACAGUUGCAAGUUUUGCUCUUUUUCUUUAUGUUUCUUAACUACCUGUUGUGCGUAAUUGGGAACCUGGCCAUCAUCACCCUCACAUUAGUGGAUCCCCACCUGAAAACUCCCAUGUAUUUUUUCCUCCGUAAUUUUUCUGUCUUAGAAAUCUCACUCACAACUUCUUGCAUUCCCAGAUACCUCUACAGUAUAUCAACUGGGGACAAUACAAUUACUUACAGUGCCUGUGCCAUACAGCUAUUUGCUCUCAUCUUUCUUGGGGCAGCGGAGUUUUUCCUUCUGGCCACCAUGUCCUAUGAUCGCUAUGUGGCCAUCUGCAAACCUUUGCAUUAUACAACCAUCAUGAAUAGCAAAGUCUGUAACCAACUUCUGUUGAGUUCUUGGCUGGCAGGGUUGAUGAUUAUCCUCCCACCACUAAGCCUGGGUCUCCAAUUGGACUUCUGUGAUUCUAACAUCAUUAAUCAUUUUGGCUGUGAUGCAUUUCCUGUGCUAGAGAUUUCUUGUACAGACACACAGUUCAUAGAAAAAAUAGCGUUGAUUGAUGCUAUAUUAACACUCAUCAUUACAUUAUUCUUAGUGGUUUUGUCUUAUGCCUCCAUUAUCCGGACUAUUCUGAGAUUCCCCUCUGCCCAGCAAAGACAAAAGGCCUUUUCCACUUGUUCAUCCCAUAUGAUUGUUGUCUCUAUCUCGUAUGGCAGCUGCAUCUUCAUGUAUGUCAAAUCUUCUGCAAAAGAAAAGGUGGAUUUGAAUAAGGUGGUAUCACUUCUUAUGACCUCUGUUGCCCCUGUGAUGAACCCCUUUAUUUAUACCCUGAGGAACAAGCAAGUCAUACAAGCUUUUAAGGACUCAGUUAAAAAGAUUGCAAUUCUCACAAAGCAGUAA